AUGACGAGGCGCACAAUGUCCGGGAAGGGCGGCGAAGAAGAGGACCUAGCAAGAACGUCCAGCCAAGAAGAGAUGGCUUUCCAAGAGACUGAUCCCGGUCCUGAUGUUGAGGAAGAUGUUCACAAUCUGGAUGAGCAAAAGCCAAUUUACGUAGGCCCGUCGCACGGUCACACAGGCUUCAAGCGCAUGUACAAGUUUGACGGCAGUCGGAGCGUCGUGGUUCCUCCAGACCUUGAUCCAGCUUCAAUGACGGAAUCAUCCCCGGAUCUUUCGCAUGCCCAAGCGAGAAACGUGGAAAAGAUCGGAGGCUGGACAGAGUGGAAGAUUCCGUGUGCGGAUGCGCUCGAAGAGGGGCAGAAGAUUGUCUUCUUUAGCUAUCCAAGUCAGCCACGGCUGGAUUCGGGUGAAGAAUGGGCGGCCAAGUAUUUGCGGAAACCAGAGGACUACGAACAGUAUCGGCUGGAGGUUGGAGCCGAUGCCGUCCCACCUGACCAGUUCACCUUAGACUCUGUGGAGGCUAUGCGGAGGCUGAUGGGCCUUGCAGGCGACGUUUUCUACCCUGACCAGCUGUGCAUAUCUCCCGGGACCGUUCACAAGGCAAACUCAUUCCUUGUCGAGCACACCGCCACCAUGAUGCCCCAAAGUUCGGGCGGCGCAGAAGCAGGCGCUGUUCCAGCUAGCUUGACGUCAGCGGACGAUCUUUUGCUGUGCACAGUGUGGGUCGCUAACUACGUCGCGGACGUACUGCCGAAUCUCUCCAAGGUGCCAACCCAUCAGUUCGACGAACUCGAUUCGGACGCGCUCGCAUGUCUUCAGCGAUUCCUGAGGCACCAUGCGGACUCCAUCGUCAAGCUGGGCCUUACCGACAAGGUCGCUCGGUUCUUGAGCGCCCACAAAAGCCGCAUCGACUGGUCGUUGAGUAGUCUGGCAGACUUCGUGUAG
This is a messenger RNA of Klebsormidium nitens, 942 nucleotides long. NCBI's taxonomy places the organism in Eukaryota, Viridiplantae, Streptophyta, Klebsormidiophyceae, Klebsormidiales, Klebsormidiaceae. The record is from the annotation of a GenBank genome assembly.